Calliphora vicina (urban bluebottle blowfly) is the source of this 537-nucleotide messenger RNA. RefSeq names its product Insulin-like peptide 7 (gene Ilp7). The record is from RefSeq and is a predicted model, not a curated record. The transcript is spliced from 3 exons. The coding region runs from base 1 to 519 and encodes 172 amino acids. Gene Ontology annotation, molecular function: nucleic acid binding. Lineage: Eukaryota; Metazoa; Arthropoda; Insecta; Diptera; Calliphoridae.
AUGAUGCUUGAACGCUACAAAAGAAAAUCAUUUUUGGACCAAAUCAUUACUUGCGCUGAAAAAUGGAUCCAUAACAAUAACCCGAAGCGUAAGGGAUCGCAUGUUAAGCCCGUCCAACCAGCCGAAUCGACACCAAAGCCAAAUAUCCAUGGCGCUAAGGAUUUAAGUGUAACUUUAUACAAUUUCAGAACCAACUCUGACUGGGAAGACGUCUGGCAUAGUGAGGCACACUCGCGCUGUCGCGACAAACUAGUGCGCCAGCUGUAUUGGGCUUGUGAAAAGGACAUUUAUAGAUUGACACGACGUAAUCGCAAACGUACCGAUGAAACGUUCAAUAAACGUAGCAAAUCUCAUUCAUUUCUACCCAAGUGGCUGGAGCCCAACUUUGCCCAAACACUGUUAAGGACACGUCGCUCAAAUGCUCAUUCAAUUACCACUGAAUGCUGCACCAAAACUGGCUGUACUUGGGAAGAGUAUGCUGAAUAUUGUCCCUCGAAUAAAAGACGUAAUCAUUAUUGAAGAUGUGACGGGCAGGAG